GUCCCGGCGACACCCGGCCGCCUCCUGGGGGUGCCGGGGCCCCGGUGGCGGUGCCGGGCGCUGCCCCACGGGGGCGUGAGGCGGGGUGGAGAGGCCGGGCCGGGCCGGGCCGGGCCGGGCGGAGCGCCUGCCCGUCGGGCGGCUCGCUCCGUGUCUCCGGCCGCGUCGUACCCGCCUCGCUACUUCCUUCCCCGCCCGGACCCGCGGCAUGGCCGGGGAGCCGCUGUCCUGCCGGGUCUCCCUGGGCAGCCGCCCCGCCGGCUACGGCGGCGGCGACCUCGGCAGGCUCCGGGAGCGCGAGUUCCCCCGGCUCCGAGGGAUAACUUACCUUGACCAUGCGGGUGCAACACUCUUCCCAGAUAGUCUGCUUAAAGCUUUUACUGACGACCUCAGAAACAAUGUUUAUGGCAACCCUCAUAGUCAGAAUAUCAGCAGCAAGCUGACAUACGACACAAUCGAGCAUGUCCGAUACAGAAUAUUGCAACAUUUUUGCACUACUUCUGAAGAUUACACUGUCAUUUUCACAUCUGGAUGCACAGCUGCACUUAAACUGGUAGCGGAAGCAUUCCCGUGGAUACCUGAAGGCACAAAGCAACCCAGUAGUCGAUUUUGUUACCUAACUGACAGCCACACGUCAGUGGUGGGUAUGAGGGGGAUAACUGCCUCAAUGAAUGUAUUAUCUGUUCCUGUAAAAGCAAAGGAAUUGUUAUCUGAGAAAAACUGGUUACCAGCUGAAGAACAAAACUGCACGACACCUCAUCUUUUCUCUUAUCCAGCUCAGAGCAAUUUUUCUGGUACCAAAUAUCCCCUUUCAUGGAUACAGGACAUAAAAUCUGGAAAACUCUACCCCAUCAAAAUACCAGGGAAGUGGUUUGUUCUUCUGGAUGCAGCUUCGUAUGUGAGCAGUUCUCCAUUAGACUUGGGAGUUCACCAAGCUGACUUUAUCCCUAUCUCAUUCUACAAAAUCUUUGGAUUUCCUACUGGUUUAGGAGCAUUAUUGGUAAACAACCAGAUUGCCCCCCUCUUGAGGAAAACCUAUUUCGGAGGUGGAACUGCAGCUGCGUACCUCGCAGGAGCGGAUUUUUACUUCCCAAAGAAAUCCAUGGCAGAAAGGUUUGAAGACGGCACAGUCUCUUUUCUUGAUAUCAUUGCUCUGAAACAUGGAUUUGAUGUUCUGGAAAAACUCACAGGUGGAAUGGAGAAAAUAAAACAACACACCUUUGCAUUAGCUCAUUAUACCUAUAAUGUGCUGUCUACCUUAAAAUAUGCCAAUGGGGCACCUGUAGUAUGUAUUUACAGUGACACAGAUUUCAGCAAUCCUGAUGUCCAGGGUCCAAUCAUUAAUUUCAACGUGCUCGAUGAAAAUGGAGAGGUGAUCGGCUUUUCACAGGUGGAAAAGAUGGCCAGCCUCCACAACAUACAUGUGCGCACAGGUUGCUUCUGUAACACAGGAGCCUGCCAGAUGCAUUUGGGUAUAAGCGAUGAGGACAUCCAAAGGAACCUGCAGGCUGGCCAUGUCUGUGGAGAUGAUAUAGACCUAAUUGAUGGACGUCCCACUGGUUCUGUGAGAAUAUCCUUUGGCUACAUGUCUUCUUUUGAAGAUGCACAGACUUUUUUGAAAUUCAUCGUAGCCACCAGGUUCUCCAGGUCAGACACUGAGAUUCCCUUCCAGUCCUCUGUUACAAAGCUGAUGACAGAGCCUGUCCCAGAUGAUUGCACUUACUUUAAGAAUGCAGAUGAAUUGUCUUCAAGAACGCACAUCUCAGACAGAGAACUUGGAAAUAAUUCAUCUGUGACAAUGAAGACUGUUGACUGGCAGCCAUCGGAGUCUGAGUCAGAAAGCAUAAGGGCAACUAUUUCUGAGACUGCGGUGCCAACGUAUAGAAGAGAUGGGAACCCCAUUACUGUCACCAACAUUUACCUCUACCCAAUCAAAUCCUGCUCUGCAUUUGAGGUUACAGAAUGGCCAGUAGGAAACCAGGGCUUGCUGUAUGACCGUAACUGGAUGGUUGUAAAUCAGAAUGGAGUUUGCUUGACUCAGAAGCAGGAGCCAAGGUUGUGUCUUGUAAAUCCCUCAAUUGAUCUGAAGCAAAAGAUUAUGGUCAUUCAGGCAGAAGGCAUGGACACAAUAUCUGUAUCACUAGAAGAAAAUACUGGAAAAGAGGCCGUGAUCUGCGAGAGUAAAGUCUGUUCGCACAGGGUAAAAACGUAUGACUGUGGAGAAAAAACUGCUGGCUGGUUCUCUAUGUUUCUUGGUCGUCCAUGCCGCUUGAUAAGACAAAGUCCAGACAGGAAAAACAGCGUGCAACAUAAAAGUACAAAAGGUCUGACCUGUGCUACAAGCAUCUCACUCUCUCUUGUGAAUGAAGCACAAUACCUCCUGAUAAAUGUAGCAAGCAUUCUGCAGCUGAAAGAACACAUUUCUGCAAGAUUGGAAGACCCAUUGGAAAUAGAGGAAUUAAUCCAGCGUUUCCGUGCCAACAUUGUCAUCAGUGCACCAGAGUCCUUUGAAGAAGAAGAGUGGGCUGAGAUUUCAAUAGGUGCUCUGCGAUUCCAGGUUGUGGGUCCGUGUAGCAGGUGUCAAAUAAUCUGCAUUGAUCAACAGUCUGGGGAACGAAACAAAGAAGUUCUACAGUCUCUGUCUGCUGCAAGAGGUAGAAAGACAAACUUUGGUGUAUACCUGAUGAACCAGCCCUUGUGCUCGUCCUUUCCAGAUAUGUUAUCUGUUGGGUCUCAAGUACUUCCAGUGUUGAAGGAGAAUACAGAAAUUCAACGCCCAACAUCCAGUGAAGAAAAAUGUUCAGGAUAGAAGAUGAGACUUACAUGCAACUCUAGGGAGAAGUCAGUAGCCAGUUAUUCAAAAAAAAAAAAAAAAUCUUCCGCUCAUUUGCUUCUGCUUUGAGUUUUUUAAUUUUCUGUUUGCACUAAAUGUUAUCAGAUGGCAGUACCCUUGAUAAUUAGACUUCACCUACAUGUUUUUGCUUGUGAUUAAGUUACAGCAGCCAUAACUCUUAUUUUGUUCAAUUGCUUCAGGAUGCAACAGGUUUGAUCAAGUUUUACUAGUGGAUGACUCCCAAAACAAGCCCAACGUUGUUGUCAGAAACCCACAUCUCAAUGAAGGAAAGUAAACAUAACAAUGAACUACUUCCUUAUGCUGCUUUGUUAAAACCACAUUUGGGAGAGAGGACGCAGGGCGUGCUUUAGAAACAAGGUAGGUGGGAAGGGGAUAGUGGAAGAGUGACAGGAGAGUAGCAGUCCUUUCAGCUUUUCAAAAGUGAAACUGCAGGUGACGUACAGACAGUCUGAAGCACAGAAGAAGAGUGAGUUGGCAUUGGAAAAUGUGUGUCAUCCUCUUGGGAAAAGGUGUCUGAGGAUGCCAAAAAGGCGCAAAGAUCAAUGAAGAUUCAGUAUGCCUUUACAAAAAGACAUUCCUAUGAAGCAAUUUCAUCCAUUUGUUCUCAGUGUCUUUUUCUCAUUCCCACUUGCCUCUUUUCCAUCUGAUCCAUUUUAUGUGAUGACUUCCCACACAUGUUUCCGUACGUAUUUGAGACUGUUGACAUAUUAUUUCUAAUUAGAGAUUUCUCAACUAAUCCAGUCAUAAUUUCUAUACAAACUUUGCUUAUGCUUAGCAAUCUCAAAUGGCCAAGAUGUUGAAACAUCCACUUGAGGGAAUUCUUGAAAGUCAAGAAUGCUUCUCCAUCCUGAAAAGGUCAAAGCAUUCUUUUUUCUUACUCAUUGUGGUAGUUCCUGAGCAUUUGAUAAUGUCCUUCUUGGAAGGCUUUUAAGUUCUUGACUGCCAUAAACGACUCAUGCUUUCUGAUUGUCUGAAACCUAGGACUUAACUGAUACAUGAAUUCUUGCAAAAAUAAGUAAAUAAAUAAAGCCACACAUUGAGAGAGAGAGAGAGGGAGGGAGGGAGAGAGGGAAGAAGAAAGAAAAAGAAAGCUUGGGAAGUCAACAUAAAACAGGAUUGAACGUACUGUGGCCAGGUGUUUUGUGACUGCUUUAUUGCCAAUUGGGAAGGGAAAUUUUGACCCCAUAAAAAGCACUGUCUGAACUCUUGUCUAGCAUGAUUUAGGCCUUCCUUGGAGUAGUUUUGGCUCAAACUGUGUGAAAGGGCUUCUGGCUGAAUCAAUGCUUGAGUUGUUUGAGCGUAGCCCUCGAGGGGAGCAGGCAGCUUUGUGAAAGAAUUGGUCAAACAGUCCUUCUGAAAAGGGAGUGAUUACCCCAGAGCAGCAUACAGUGGGAAAAGGGAAGUGCAUCACCCGGUGUGUGAAUCAGAAUUCAGUAGAUAGGUAGUCUUUUCUUUCCUUUCUCUUUUUUUGUUCUUUUGAAGAACUGGUUUUACUCACUUCAGCUGGAACAGACUGUUAUUAGUCUCUCAGCAGAGCUUUGUAAUGGAAAUAAGGAGAGACACUAUCUGUUUCUUACAACCUGCCAUAAAAUACGUGGAUAGAGAGAGGUGUUUUAUAUGUAUGUAAACUGAGGAUCAGGUUUUUGAGGAUUUUGUGAGUUGUAUCUUCCACUUCAGAGCACAAGCAAUGCUCCUUGAUGUCUGCUUUGAAAGCCAGCGGUUUUCUCUGUCUAAUAGUCAAUUAUCUGAUGUUGUAAUGAGCAGGCUUUUUGGAACCUUGAAAAGCAGUUUCCUGGUUUCUAAAUCUCUUUUGCUGUUUCACUCUUUGCCUUUCUGUUAUGCAGAACAUUGCUUUGUUGGAUAGAAAGCCAGCACAGCGCUGGCAAAUUUAAUAUGAAGAGACCUGCUGUAUGCUGACCUUCAGGUGAUCUCUGGCGCUUUACUCUGUCCUCUUCACCUCACCAGUAUGUCAUUUGUUUAAAAUGGCACAGAAGUUAGAAGAGGAAAUUGAAAGCAAACCUCAGCAAGCUCUGUUUUACUUGUUAUUGGAUUUACUGCCAAAUAAGUCACUUUGGUACACAGUAGCUUGACAAAUACUGUUUGUAAAUAGCCUUAAUGCAAUGUAUGAUAACUAAGGAUGAGAGGAUUUGAACUUUAAAAAUGUCAUGCUUGGUCAUUCUGACCUAUUAUUUACAGGCAAUUACACUUUCUCUCUCCUGUGGCCUAGUAAUAUUGCAUCAAGAAUAAUUUUGUCAUUUUACAGGGGGGAAAAACAGUUUCUCUGAUGUAUGAACAUGCUCAUUAGUAUAUUCUGUGCAUUUCCCACAAGGAACAUCUUUGCACUGUAGCGAUAGGAAAUGUCACAGUGCUUCAGAUUGAUGUAAGAGACACAAGGAAUCUUUCAUCUCAACAAAGAAUAAUAUUUCCCUUAUAGUAAGUGGAGUGUCACCACCAGUAUUGAGAUGUCUUCCCAUCAAUGAAGACAGAUUCUUCUCAAUGCCAAUACUUUGUGGAAAGUCUUGAAGUAGGAGGAUUCAUGCUUAAACAUCAUGCACUGUAAGUUUUGUAGAAAGAACAUCGUUCCCAUAACGUGAUAAAAAAUUCAAAGAAUGGAGAAACUGAGCAUAAUACAAACUGAGGUAUGGCAUGAGCGAAAAGGACAUAAAAACUUCAAAACACUAUGUAUAUUAUGUAGAAAGAUUAAGUGCAUUAUAAAGGGGUCACUUCUCAAUGUUCUGAGUAUAUAGAAAAAAUACAAUUUCAUAUGAAUGCAGACUCUUUCAUCUAAGUUCUCUCAUUGCUGCAAAAUUAAAUCUUUGGACUAAUUACAGAUAUAUAUUUACUUUCUAUGGAUAAAAAAUGUAUUUAAUACAACAUUUCCAGAGUGUUGUGUGUAGAAAGUCCUCUACAUAUUUGAAAACUAAGUCUAUAUUUCCUUACAAUAAAUUAUUCAGACACAUUCUAUUUUCCGUGGGACUUAACUCCUUCUCAAAUCUCAAGGCAAAAAUUAUGAUUAUUACAAGCUCCAAUAAUAGCCAAGAGGUUGGAAUCACAGAACAUAAAUCAGCAUUUUUAGGAGAAGCCUCUGAACUGUGUUCACUGAUAUGACUAAGAUAAUUCAGACACAUUGUGUUUAUACAUUUUCAAUGGCAUCUUUCAAAAUGUGGUCAAAAAUUUUGGUCAUUGUUCUGUCAAAAUCAUGUACAAAUCAAAAGGAAAGACUGCAUAAUAACUUGAUUGUUGUUCACAAAUUACGGAAAUUAUGCUAUGCAUUUCUUCUUCGGUCUGUUUUUUAACUUUCUUGGAAAUGAGGUCAAUAAAAUACAUAUUGUGCUC
This is a messenger RNA of Cygnus olor (mute swan), 6190 nucleotides long. RefSeq names its product molybdenum cofactor sulfurase (gene MOCOS). Bases 209 to 2809 code for a protein of 866 amino acids. The transcript has 15 exons. Gene Ontology annotation, molecular function: molybdenum ion binding; molybdenum cofactor sulfurtransferase activity; pyridoxal phosphate binding. The record is from RefSeq and is a predicted model, not a curated record. Lineage: Eukaryota; Metazoa; Chordata; Aves; Anseriformes; Anatidae. Gene Ontology annotation, biological process: Mo-molybdopterin cofactor biosynthetic process.